This is a messenger RNA of Penicillium roqueforti, 2076 nucleotides long. RefSeq names its product PPN1 endopolyphosphatase family protein. Gene Ontology annotation, molecular function: sphingomyelin phosphodiesterase activity. The coding region runs from base 1 to 2076 and encodes 691 amino acids. The record is from RefSeq and is a predicted model, not a curated record. The transcript has 4 exons. NCBI's taxonomy places the organism in Eukaryota, Fungi, Ascomycota, Eurotiomycetes, Eurotiales, Aspergillaceae. Gene Ontology annotation, biological process: sphingomyelin catabolic process.
AUGGCGCACUGUCUAUCCAAGAUGGCCCUGGCCUUGCUGGGGACUACAUCUCUGAUCUUGAACCUUGCUGCUGCUGUCUCACUCCCUGGUGACGCGUCCUAUGUGGCUGCUGCUGGGUUUCCGACCUCUGUAUUCUCAUCCUACUAUGUUUCCCCGGCCCAGCCAACCCAACAACCCCAGCCGAUUAUCUACGAUCCUGUGUUGGACCUCACCUUUCCCUAUGAGUUGACUGAUCCCGACAACAUCCCAGACAAUCAAGAUGAGGUCUACUUUCCUAUGCCGCGAACUCACAUGUCUGCCAAAAAGAGGUAUAGGCUGUUUCAAGAAGCACUAUCCAAUGUGACCAACAUCAUCAAGUCGAGUUCAGAAGACAAUUGCACCAAAUGCAAGAACGCUCUAGCCGCAGCGAAGCCUGCAGCAUUGCAUGCCCCGACCUUUGUCCCGAACGCCAUGGUCAGCCUGUGCAAGGCUUUUGCCUUCCAUGCCAAUGAGACGUGCGAGCAAGAUUUCGCCACAAACACCUUUGGUGCUAUCUGGACGCAGGUGCUGGCAUACGCCGAUGUAGAAGGAUUGGAUGGUGAAUACAUCUGCCAUUCUCUCAGCAGCAAGUUUUGUAGUGCGCCAACUACCAGCCCGCUUGACACGACCAAGCUUUUCCCCAAGCCCAAGCCUGCAGAUGCCCAGGUUCCCAAGGCAAGUGGCGAGCGGGUCAAGGUACUGCAUCUGUCAGACUUCCAUCUCGAUGCCCGGUAUGCCGUUAGUUCUGAAGCAAACUGCACGUCUAGCCUCUGCUGUAGGAGCGACAACUCCAACGACCUUUCCGAAGGCAGCCCGCUGCUUUCUGCCUCUUCGUAUGGCUCUUUCAUGUGCGAUACCCCAUAUGACUUGGGUCUUGCUGCUCUGCAAGCUGUUGGUCCUCUGACUGGAACUGGCAAAGGAAAACACGACGAGCAUCUUGCAUGGACGCUUUAUACUGGCGACCUGGUAUCGCAUGAUCCGGCAUCCCAGAUCUCCAAGGCAUUGACCCAGUAUACAGAGACUAGUAUUAACGAUAUGUUCAAGCACUAUCUCUCUGGUCCUGUCUUUGCGGCACUUGGAAAUCACGACACCAGUCCUGCAAAUAUCGACUCUCCUCACAACCUCCCUGGCCGUCUGGGAGAACAACAAAGCUGGAACUAUGAGCACCUGGCUGGACUGUGGCGCCAUGAAGGCUGGAUUAGCCGUGAGACCGCCGAUGAAGCGAGAACGCAUUAUGGCGGAUACUCCGUGAAGACGCACUACGGACUGCGCAUUCUCGCAUUCAACACAGACUUCUGGUACCGAACCAACUUCCUAACAUUCAUCAACACCACCAACCCGGACAACUCAGGCGUAUUCUCCUGGAUGAUCGAAGAACUACAAAAAGCCGAAGACGCCGGCGAGCGCGUCUGGAUAAUCGGCCACGUCCUCAGCGGCUGGGACGGAACCAACCCCCUCCCCAACCCAACCGAUCUAUUCUACCAGAUCGUAGACCGCUACUCGCCACACGUAAUCGCCAACAUCUUCUUCGGACACACCCACGAAGACCAGUUCAUGGUAUACUACGCCAACAACGGGACUGCGCAGAAUGCCGAUAACGCCCUCACCACCGGCUGGAUCAUGCCUAGCAUAACACCCCUGACAAACCUCAACAGCGGAUUCCGUCUCUACGAAGUCGAUACAGGCGACUUUAACAUCUACGAGGCAUACACCUUCUACAGCAAUGUGUCUGAAUUCCCGGCUCUGGAGCACACGGGUCCGACAUUUGAGAUUGAAUAUUCUACCCGUGAGGCGUACGGAUCCGCAGCUGCGUGGGAUGAGGACGCACCGUUGAAUGCGACUUUCUGGCAUCGGGUUACUGAGGCUAUGGAGAAGGAUGUGGAGCUGGUUAGUUUGCAUAAUACUUACCAAGGGAAGAAGAGUGUUAAGAGUCCUACGUGCACUACUGCCGCGUGUCAGGAGGCUAAGGUCUGCUACAUGCGUAGUGGUAGUGUUGCGUUGGGUAGCCAGUGUCCUCAAGGGUAUGGAUCUGUGCAAAGUGCCUUUGGGGAGAGCUAG